This is a messenger RNA of Saccostrea cuccullata (small rock oyster), 975 nucleotides long. Its product is annotated as mitogen-activated protein kinase kinase kinase 4-like. Gene Ontology annotation, molecular function: ATP binding; protein kinase activity. The record is from RefSeq and is a predicted model, not a curated record. The annotation marks the transcript as partial. The transcript is spliced from 7 exons. Gene Ontology annotation, biological process: protein phosphorylation. NCBI's taxonomy places the organism in Eukaryota, Metazoa, Mollusca, Bivalvia, Ostreida, Ostreidae.
UUUGUAGGAAGCUCACCCAUUCCACGUUCAUCCAGUGUGGACUCGGGCAGACAACCAUACCUACGCUAUCCAUCAUGGCCAGCCGAGCAGGCUCAGGGGAAAUUCACACGAUCAACCUCCAACAUUUCUAACAAGUCUUCUCAAAGUGAACCACCUCCCAGCUCUACUGAGUCGAGGGUUAAGCGACACUCUAUGGAUUUUCACCCAGAAGUGGAUGUACACGAUGGUGAUGAUGGUGGAAUUGUCUUAGACAUAAAUCUCAAAAGAAACUUUAGAGUUUCAAGUGAGAUAGAAGAUUUAAAACCUUUAGACAGAAGGAAGCAAGCUAUAUUAAGGCUUGAAGAAAGAAGGUUGUUGCGACUUAGAGAUGCUGGGGUGAUAGGAGUGGUAACUAGUCGAAAAAUAGAACCAGAUUAUCGCAUUAGUGUUAGGCGCGUCAACUUCAGGUGGCAAAGAGGACUUAAGAUUGGUGAAGGACAAUUUGGUAAAGUUUAUUCAGCUGUUAAUAUGGACAAUGGAGAAUUGAUGGCCAUGAAAGAGAUGAAGUUUCAAGCCAAUGACCAUCAAGCUCUGAAAGAAUUAGCAGAUGAAAUAAUUUUGUUUGAAGGCAUACAACACCCAAAUCUUGUGAAAUAUUAUGGAGUUGAAGUUCACAGGGAUGAAAUGUUGGUGUUCAUGGAAUACUGUGAUCGUGGGACACUGGAAGAGGCAGCCAAAAUGGGACUUCCUGAACACAACAUUAGAGUAUACACCAGAGAAAUUCUGCUAGCUAUCAACCAUUUACAUGAAAAUAACAUAUUACACAGAGAUAUAAAGGGUGCCAACAUAUUUUUGACUUCCAGUGGGUGUUUAAAACUUGGAGAUUUUGGAUGCUCAGAAAAACUUAAAAGCCAUGCAACUCUGCCAGGCGAGUUCAACAGCCUUGUAGGAACUAUGGGUAAUUUAAUGAUGAGAGAAGUCACCACUCACAGAUGA